AAAGACCUCCACAACUUGCUCUCCAAAGGAAUCAUCCUUCAAAAAGGCACAGAGGUGCUAAUGGAGAAAGAAAUCAAAUGAUAUCAGCAUGGAAGUUUUUAUACAAACAACGCCAGUCAUAUAAGUGGGGAUAUGUUCCAUACUCAAGGUCUACUCUCUUUCUCUAUUCCACUCUAUUCCUUGCCUUACAUCUUUGUGUGUAUGAACUAUGACCAUCCAUAAACAUACAAAAAUCUUAAAUCAACCACUAAGGAUGUGACAUAUGUGUAUGUGGGUCCACACAUCCACCAAGACGACCACACAUAUGUCCAAUCAGAGGGUUUUUUUAGCAACACCCAAAUGGCUCUCUUUUUUAUUAUUUAGUUUCUUUUAUAUUUCAAUUACGAUGAGUGUCUAUUAAAUUAACAGUAUUAUCUUCUUUUUUUUUUGAAAUGUCAAAUAUAAUUAAUAUCUGUUUUGAACUAACAUCAUGUAUGUGAUACUCACUUGAUUAAAGUGAAGCAUAUGCCAUAUAAUGGCUUACACAAAUAGUCAAACACACAUUUAAAGGAGAAUAUCUACCCACUAACGUUUGACUAAGUCUAGAAAGGAAAAUAAAAAAUACACAUAAAAUAACUAACAUAAAAUAAUCAAACUAGCAUGCAUGCGACACACAUGCAUGGUAAAAGUGUUGCUUAGUAAUGUUAAUGUUACCUCUCAGUAUCGGCUUCCACAAUGUCCAUGUCUUUGUGAACAUGUCUGGAUCUUGAUUGACAUUGUUCACAUAUCUUAUAUUGAUCUCUGGUGGCUAUCGAGACCACCAAAUAAAAACCUAAAUACGACAAAAAUGAAAUGUAGUAGCGCUAACAGGGAUCGAAUCCACAAGGAUUGGUUCGAAUCAAAUAUAUGCAUUUAGUUUCUACAAAAGAAAAUUUUCAAAUGAAAGAGGGGGGGUCUUAAAAUAUCAAGUGCGAUAAAAACUAAUUUAUAAAAAGAAACUAAAAUAACAAAAUAUAAAAUCUAUAAAACAAAAUGUUCCAAAGCCGGGAUAAAUCGCAAUUUCAACCAGUUGACUAACCAUCAUAAUUUUGUGGUGCAAUAGGUUUGAUGGAUCCUACUUGGCUAUAACAAUUUAAUAAGCUUAGGAUUACCUAGAAUUCUCUUAGUUAAUACAAUGGUUCGGGAAACUCAUAACACAAUUUCUUAGUUGAAGUCACAAUUUCCAUAAAUCUUAACUAGCAUUAAAAUUUAAAAGUCACCAAAUCCAAGAAGAGUCAAAAAAGAUUCACCACCAUGUUGGAAAAAAUACUUUCUUGAUUGUGUGAAGUGAAAACAAACACAAGAACCAUUUGUUGCUUGUUAAUUUGAAGGUCUAUUACAUAAUCAAGAAAUCUACCAUUUGUUGCUUGUUAAUAGAAGUUUUACUAGAAAAUAUUUCCGUAGAAUAUUAUCAAAACCCACACAAAAUUAUUCCUUUUCAUUUAGUUGUUCUAUAUAUUCACCUAACAUUGGAAUUAAAAACUAAUUACUCAUAAUAAUACUAACAAUAGCCAAUGUGGGACUAGCCCACUUGGUAGAUGAUUUUGACUCUUAGAUUGGAGGUCUCGAGUUCUAACCUCGCGUGAACAAUUUCGUUAUUCUAACUUCUAACCACUAACCCGGCCGUUCAAAAAAAAAUAUCAUAUCCUUGAAAUUGUCACUUCUUGUUGCUCCAAAAACAACAUCCAUAAUCAAAAUAUUUAUAUAAAAUUAACCUAAUUUAAAUUACAGAAAAUGACUAACUAAGAGAUACAAUAUCAUAUCCAUAAUUAGUUACAGAUAGAUUAGUACUUUUUAUGUAAUUAAUCAUUAGAUUUGGUUUUUGAUUUGUGAUUCUAUCUAGAUUUUGCACUUUUACAUUUAAUGAAUGUUUGAUUUUGAUUCCUUUUAUCUUGAUCACCUAAUCUAGGAUUAAAUCAAUCUAGUUAAUCAGUUGUUGAAGUCCGUAAUUAUUAUAAUGAACUGGUAAUAAGUAGCAAAUAUAAGAUAGGUUCUGUGUUGGGAUUUAAUUUUGAUAUAAACUGAAAUUUUAUAUUUUACGCUUCCGAGCUUGUGAGAAGUAUUGAAUAUUGCUUGGAAUUUACACAGAUCAUAAUGCUGCUUUUUUUAUUUGAUUAAGAGCUUGUUUAAUUAAGUUAGUAAAAAGUUAUGAUUAAUUGAAGAGCUUGUUUUGGUUAAUUAAUUAUGUAAAAAAGAAUAUACUAGAGCUUGUUAGUUGUUCUCAAUACUAGCUAUAAUUAUGUCAAUGUUGAUUACAUGAAUACAUGAUUAGGAAAGUUGCAGCAUAGCUGAAUUUGUUUUUUUAUUACAAAAUUUUAUUUAGUUUAUUUCAUUACUAUUUUAGUUUUUAAAUAAUAAUAAAAAAAUCGCCCUGUUUUGAACUUGUUGUCUACUAUUAGACGCGUCUCCUAUUAGAUGUCUUCUAUUAGUUGUCUCCUAUUAGUUAUCUCCUAUUUUAUUUGCAACUCUUUCACGUAUUGUAUAUAUAACCCCUUUGGGUUAAUUGUUGAAUAAUUAGAAAGAAUACGUUAACCUUAUAUUUGAUUCCUAUAAUUAAUGUCAUUAAAAACUAUUAUGUCAUUCUAAUAUGGUGUGUCUCAAUUUCUAUGUAGUAUGUAUACAUAUAUUGUUCAUUAAUUGAUUAAGUCAUUGAUUCAUUGUUAAUCAGUUAUAAGUCAUACCAUUCAAUUGUUAUUAUAUUAUCUACAUGUAGCUUAUUUAUUAGUUAUAAUUGCUAAUUAGGCGAAGAUAAAAGUAGUAUUAAUUUUUUAAUAGGCAUUCACUAAAAAUGAAAUAGUCUUCAUUAUUUCAUUGCUAUCGCUACAUAGCAUAUAGGUAGGUUGUCGCUAUUACCUCACUAUUGCUAUGGAUAACACUAAUUUGAGCUUUGUUCCAAAUAAAUCUGUUGAUGAAAAAAUUGCUUGUAUUCCAUGUCAUCUUGCAAAACACCAAAGAUUACCUUUUCCAAUUAGUGAUUCUUGUGCUGAUUCAAUUUUCAAACUCAUAUAUGUGGAUCUUUGGGACCAUAUAGAUCAAAAACAUUACAAAAGCUUCAUUGUUGCCAUAUUUUGUGACCAUUGUUGAUGAUUUCUCAAGGUCAACAUGGACAUUUCUCGUGAAUGAUAAAACCCAAGUCUUUAUGACUUUAUCUACUUUUUUUCAUUCAUGUAGCUAAUCAGUUCCAAACUUCUGUCAAAAUCUUAAGAACUGACAAUGGAAGUGAAUUCACAAAUCACAAUUGUCAUAAACUUUUUUCCUCUUUAGGAAUAGUUCAUCAAAGAAUUGUUUCCUAUCCACCUCAGCAAAAUGGAAGAGUUGAAAGAAAACAUCAUCUUUUACAAAUUGCUAGAUCUUUGUUAUUCCACUCAAAGUUACAUGUUUUGUUCAUUCAUUUAUGGGGACAUACCAUUUUAAUGGCUCCCUGUAUCAUCAACAUACUCCCUAUAUUUAUUCUAAAUUGGGAAACACCAUUCCAAAAGUUACAUGGAAAAAUUCCUUCCUAUGAUAAUCUCAAGGUAUUUGGUUGUCUAUAUUUUGCAACCAAUAUAACUCCUCAUAAAAGAAAGUUUGAACAAAUACCAUGUGUUGUUGAUUUGGAUAUCAGAAUGGUCAGAAAGCUUUCAAGUUGUAUGAUUUGCAAAAAAAGAAAAUAAUCAUGUCCAUGGAUGUUAUCUUUUAUGAUCAUUAUUUCCAUUCAAAGGGAAUCAAGAAAGUUGAGAAGAGAAAACAAAUGUUAUUCCACAUGCAAUUAAUGAUGAAACUCAAAGCUUUGAAGUGAAUACUCAAGAUUUCAUUCCUUUUGAGGAUUACAACUUUGAUAAUAUUUAUUUUAUCAAUAAGGAUGAGAAUUUCAAUAUUCCUCAACAACCAGAAGUCCUUGAAAGUGAUACUGAUUCUUCAGUUGCAGAAAAUGACCAAAAUGCCCCUCAUGGUCAAAAAAUCUCAAAAGUAGUGGAAGAACACGCAAAACUCCAUCUUGGCAUAAUGACUAUGUCGUGAAUUGUAAUACUUCAAAAAUAUAUUCAAGUUCUGAGAUUAAUUCAAAGAAAUUAACUUCUUCUCAGUAUCCUCCAACUUAUCCAUAUUUUCAUUUUGCCCUUUUAACCGAGACACAUAAAAGCUUCUUAACUACCAUUUCACAAAUCAAAUAACCUACAAGUUAUAAUGAAGCAUGUAAAGAUUGAACUUCAAUGUGUUUGGUUCGAGCAUGGAAGGUAGGUUCUCAACAAGUUUGAUAGAAGAGAGAUUAUCACAAAAGAGAGGGAUGACAUACUCCGAAUCUUGGUUUAAAUCUUUUAUAAGUUGUCUUAGCUAUACACUUUUUUGAGCAGUCAUGAACUUCAACUAUGUCAUUAAUCACAAGAUAACAAUACAUUAGUUUUUUAAUUUCUUGAACUUAUCAACUAGAAGUUCAAGUUUUAAUCUAAUCAUUUAUUUUCUUCUUACAAAGAACUAGUAUAUGUGUUCAUUAAACAUAUUAUUAGCGAUAAGAUCACAUGAUCACAUGAUAUUCAAAUGAAUAGCUUAGAUAAGAUUAUCCGUGUAUUUUAGUUUGUAUUAGCUAUUCAUUGUACUAUAUAUACAUCAUAUAUACACGAUUACCUCAGAGAGGUUUUAUUGAGAGUAAUCCCUAUAUGGUAUCAGCUUAGGGUUCCGAUUCUUUUUCUUCAUCUCCAAUCAUGACAGACGGCUCCUCUUCCGAUACUACUCUCUCUUUCAACACAAUACUUCACAUGAUUACUGUGAAGCUUUCCCCCUCAAAUUAUCUGAUCUAGCGAAAUCAACUUAUCCCCCUUCUUGCCUACCAAAAACUCUCCUAUCACAUCCUGGGCACCCCUCCUGUCCCUCCCAAGACAACCGUUUCCACUACUGCUACUCCUCUGGUUCCUAAUCCGGCCUAUGCCAAAUGGGUUGAAGAUGAUCAGCGUGCGUUCCUUAUUAUUCAUUCAUCCUUAACUGAAACAGCCAUGGCAGAAAUUAUUAGACUCACCACCUCUGAAGUAUGGCAAAGACUUGAGCGUUCCUAUCGUCAUGACUCUCAUGAACGUAUGCAAACCCUCAGAGACUCUCUUCGGUGCCUAAAAAAGGGUAACUCCUCUGUUUCUGAAUACAGCUCUAAGUUUCGAUCAUUUUGUGACCAAUUAUCAGCAAUCGGUCACCCUGUGGAUGAACUUGACAAAUCACAUUGGUUUCUUAUUGGUCUUGGCUCCUCUUUUGAGCACUUCUCUGUCACUUAUAGAGCAAUUAAGCCUGCUCCAACCUUUCUUGAUUUAGUCUCUCAAGCUGAAUCUCAUGAACUGUUCUUGGCCUCACUUCAAGAAUCACCACCUAUUGCUGCCUUUACAACUCAACAACAACGAUCUUCUCAAUCCUCUCGUGGUGGCUCUACCUAUAGAGGCAGAGGUCGUGGCUCCAAUUCUGGUGGUAGGGGACGUGGCAGAAGACCACCACAUUGUCAACUGUGUCGUACAAAUGGUCACUAUGCAAGCUCAUGCCCUGACCUUGCAUCCUUUGCUCGUAAAGAUACUACCCCCGAUGAAACUCUUGCUCAAGCUUUCCAUGCUCAAUGUCACGUCACCAACCGAUCUCCUGAUUGGUAUGUUGACUCAGGGGCUACAUCGCACAUGAUGCCAUCUACCACCCACUUGGACUCGUCUUCUCCUUAUACCGGUCAUGAACAAGUGAUUUUUGGAAAUGGUAAAGUCUCUCCUAUUUCUCACAUUGGUACUUCCACUUUACUUUCCAAUCUUGUGUUAUCUGAUGUUCUUGUGGUUCCCAAUUUAACCAAGAAUCUAUUAUCAAUAAGCAAACUAACCCAAGACUCACCAGUUGAUGUGUUAUUCUCUAAUCCUUUCUUUACUAUUCAGAAUCGCAAAACAAAGGAAAUACUAGCAAAGGGUAGAUGUGACAACGGGCUUUAUGUACUCAAACAUGGUCAUCAAGUGUUCUUUGCAGCUUCAUCUUCUUCUCAACUUCGUGCCUCUCCAGAACUAUGGCAUGCUAGAUUAGGCCAUGUUUCUUUUGAUACUCUUUUUGUUUUAAAUAAGAAUGGUUGUUUGUCGUUGACUUCAUUAUUACCUAAACCUACGAUUUGUUCAUCUUGUCAACUUGCCAAAAGCAAGCGUUUACCUUUUACUCUCAAUGACAAACGGUCUUUAAAUGUGCUUGAUUUGGUUCAUUGUGACUUAUGGGGACUGCACCGGUUCCCGCAACAGAUGGUUAUUCAUACUAUUGCAUAUUUGUGGAUGACUUCUCACGCUUCACUUGGUUUUAUCCUUUGAAAUCCAAAUUAGUUUUUUCUCAUGUGUUUGAAGCUUUUCUAGCCUUCAUUCAAACCCAAUUCAAUUGCAAGAUGAAGAAUUUUCAAUCUGAUGGUGGCACCGAAUUCACAAACUUACGAGUACGCACGUUAUUAAUGCAAAAUGGCACUCACCAUAGGAUCUCUUGCCCUUACACACCGGAGCAAAAUACCCGUGCUGAACGUAAGCACUGUCACAUUACAGAAACAGGUCUCGCCAUGCUUUUCAAUGCUCGGGUUCCUGCUCGUUUUUGGGUUGAUGCAUUUAGUGCUACUGUUUACACCAUUAAUCGUUUACCUACUCCACUACUUCAACACAAGUCACCAUAUUAACUUCUAUUUAACAUACGCCCAAAUUAUGCCAUAUUCCAUCCCUUUGGUUGUCGAGUGUUUCCUUAUCUACGCAAAUAUUCAUCUAAUAAACUUGAACCUCGCAGCGCUCCAUGUGUUUUUCUUGGAUAUGGUUCUCAAUACAAAGGAUAUAUUUGCUUCGAUCCUUCCACAAAUCGCGUUUACAUUACAAGGCAUGCAGUAUUUGAUGAAGCCUCCUUUCCUUUCACUGGUACUCCUUCUACAUCAAAAGAGGCCGUUAUGGUUUUUUCUGACUUUGAUGAAUCUGCACCGCUGCACUCAUCGUCUUUUACACUGCCAACCACACCACCACCUUCAUCAUCAUCACCAUGUCACAUCUGCUUACACGAUGACCAUGGAGCGCCAUUUGCUGCCCCUAUGACUCCCACUGAUCAUGAGUUGCCACUUGCCUCAUCACCACCAUGUCCGGAUGUGCCACCAGUCACUCACCCCAUGGUCACUCGCUCCCAAACAGGCGCACCCAAACCAAGAAGAAUCUUGGAUUUGCUGGCUAGUCAAAUCUCGUCUCCAUUGGUGCAUUCUUUACUGACAAUCAAGGAACCGCGAGGAUUCAAAUCCGCUGCCAAAAAUCCCAAAUGGUAGUUAGUUAUGGAAGAAGAAAUGUCCGCUCUUCGUUCUAAUAAUACUUGGGAUCUUGUUCCACGACCUCCACAGACUAAUGUAGUUGGCUCUAAGUGGAUCUAUCGCACGAAAUACAACUCUAAUGGUUCCAUUCAGCGGCUCAAGGCAAGUUUGGUUGCUCAAUGGUUCACCUAAAUUCCAGGCCUUGAUUACACUCAUACUUUUAGUCCUGUUGUAAAGGCAACCACAGUUUGUAUUGUUUUAACCUUAGUUGUUAUGCAUCGAUAGCCCUUGCAUCAGUUAGAUGUUAAUAAUGUUUUCCUCAAUGGGCAUCUUACUGAUACGGUUUUCAUGGAGCAACCACCUGGUUACCAAGAUCCUCGUUUUCCAGAUCAUGUUUGUCGAUUAAAAAAGGCGUUAUAUGGGUUAAAGCAGGCUCCUCGCGCCUAGUUUCAACGCCUGAGUGCUUUUCUAAUCACUCUUGGCCUCGUAUGUAGUAGAGCAGAUACUUCUUUGUUCGUUUUUAAGCGACAAUCCCACAUUCUAUAUUUGUUGGUCUACGUGGAUGACAUAAUUCUUACCGGAACUUCAUCAUCUCUCAUUCAACGAUUUAUUUCUAAACUCCAUGAUGAAUUUGCCAUCAAAGAUUUAGGUCGCUUGAAUUAUUUUUUGGGACUUGAAGUUUCAUAUCUUCCCGGUGAUGGUGGUUUGUUUCUCACCCAAACCAAGUAUGCUCAUGAUAUACUGGAUCGUGCUGGUAUGCUCGACUCUAAACCAAUCUCUACUCCUUUAUCCACUUCUGAGUAUUUGGUAUCCACUGGUUCUCCCUUUUCGGAUCCUACCCUCUACCGCUCUCUUGUGGGCGCAUUGCAGUAUCUUACAAUUACUUGUCCAGACUUGUCUUAUGCAGUCAAUCAAGUCAGUCAAUUCUUGCAUUCUCCCACAACUGAUCACUUUCAAGCUGUUAAACGGAUCCUACGAUAUGUUAAAAGAACCAUGUCUUAUGGUAUUCUCUUCACACCACCUCCCACUUCUUCAUUGGUGGGCUACUCGGAUGCAGAUUGGGCACGAUGCAUUGACACACGACGCUCUACUUAUGGCUAUUCUAUAUUUCUUGGUGGCAACCUUGUCUCCUGGAGUGCUAAGAAGCAACCCACUGUCUCUCGUUCAAGUUGUGAGUCAGAAUAUAGGGCAAUGGCUAACACAACAGUUGAAAUAGUAUGGAUAACUCAUUUACUGCGUGAACUUUAUGCACUUCCACCUGAUCGGCCUACCUUAUUGUGUGACAAUCAUAGUGCUUUAUUUCUUAGCCAAAAUCUCGUCUCUCACAAGCGUGCAAAACAUAUUGACAUUGACUAUCAUUUUGUACGCGAACUGGUUGCAUCUGGACGCUUGUACACUCGGUUUGUUCCUACAUCUUUACAGCUUGCAGAUAUCUUCACCAAGAGUCUACCACGUCCACUAUUAGAAGCGUUUCGUGCCAAGCUUCGUGUUGCUCCACCACCACUUUACUUGAGGGGGGUAUUAGCGAUAAGAUCACAUGAUCACGUGAUAUUCAAAUGAAUAGCUUAGAUAAGAUUACCCCUGUAUUUUAGUUUGUAUUAGUUAUUCAUUGUACUAUAUAUACAUCAUGUAUACACGAUUACCUCAGAGAGGUUUUAUUGAGAGUAAUCCUUAUACAUAUAAUUUACUGUGGGUUUAACAAGUUAAAUAUGAUUAAUACUCACUCAUCUAUGAUAUAUAGAAAUUUUAUGGAAAAAAAAGAAUCAUAAUUAAAGGUUAAUGUUUCUUGAUAUAUACAAUAAAAGUAAAUGUGAAUUUGAACUCUUGUUAAAUAAUUUACUUUGGGUGAAAAGUAAACUGAAAAGAAACAUAAAAUCCAAAAGUAGAAGUGUGUAUUCGCGGCAUAGAGGCUAUUCCUAAUUUGGACUUUGAUAUUUUUAAC
Molecule: messenger RNA, 9194 nt
Organism: Lactuca sativa (garden lettuce)
Lineage: Eukaryota; Viridiplantae; Streptophyta; Magnoliopsida; Asterales; Asteraceae
Source: RefSeq, a predicted model, not a curated record